Messenger RNA from Ochotona curzoniae (black-lipped pika), 1187 nucleotides. It is a transcript of the gene IL12A, whose product is annotated as interleukin 12A. Gene Ontology annotation, biological process: immune response. The record is from RefSeq and is a predicted model, not a curated record. Gene Ontology annotation, molecular function: growth factor activity; interleukin-12 receptor binding. Bases 1 to 795 code for a protein of 264 amino acids. The transcript has 8 exons. NCBI's taxonomy places the organism in Eukaryota, Metazoa, Chordata, Mammalia, Lagomorpha, Ochotonidae. Gene Ontology annotation, cellular component: extracellular region.
AUGACCAAAGUGCCUCCGCGCAAUUAUAAAAAUGUGGCCCCGGGGUCCGCCCAGCAGCAUCCGCCCUCACCUGCUGCGCCCACUGGCCCGCGUCCAGCCGCCCCGCUCGGUGUCCGCGCCCUCCGGUUCAGCAUGCGAUCCCCACGCGGCCUGCUCCUUCUCGGGUCUGCCCUGGUCCUCCUGAGCCACCUCAGCCUGGCCAGGAACCUGCCCGUGGCCUCACCAGGGCUGGGGAUGCUCCAGUGCCUUAACUACUCCCAGAAUCUGCUGAGAGCUGUCAGCAGCACCCUGCACAAGGCCAGACAAGCUCUAGAAUUUUACUCCUGCACUCCUGAAGAGAUUGACCAUGAAGAUAUAACAAAAGAUAAGACCAGCACAGUGAAGGCCUGCGUACCACUGGAGUUAGUCAAGAAUGAGAGUUGCCUGGCUUCCAGAGAGACCACUUUAAUAACUAACGGGAGCUGCCUAUCUCCUGGAAAGACGUCCUCUGUGGUGAGCCUGUGCCUCAGUAGUAUCUAUGAGGACUUGAAGAUGUACCAGGUGGAGUUCAUGGCCGUGAAUGCAAAGCUUUUGAUGGAUCCUAAGAGACAGAUGUCUCUAGAUCAGAACAUGCUGGGAGCUAUGGAUGAGCUGAUGCAGGCCUUGAAUUCCAACGGUGAAGCUGCACCACCAACCCCCUCCCAUGAAGAACUGGAUUUUUACAAAACCAAAAUCAAACUCUGCAUCCUCCUGCAUGCUUUCAGGAUCCGUGCUGUGACUAUUGACAGAAUGAUGAGCUACCUGAAUUCUUCUUAGCAAUCCCCCUAAAUCCAUUUUAAUCAAAAUUAGAACCAAAGAAAUUGGAAUAGUGUGCGGGUGAAGACUUGGGGGUAGGGGGUUAAAGGGGUCCUACCUACACUCAGGCAGGGCUCCCCCUGCUUCUGUGAGCUUUGAGGGAUGACCUGCACCUCCAGCUCCCUGGGGUCAGGUCCCUCACAUGUGCUGUGCAUGUUGUUUUCAAUUCGUGUGCAAAUUGUUCAGGAACAAAUAUGUCCACCCUGAUUGAACUUUUCAUAUCCUGUAUUAGAAGAGCAAGAAUUGAUAAGCUAUUUCUGUACCCAAGUGUUUAUAACAACAAACAUGCAUCAUUUAAGGAAUAUUUAUUGAUAAUAAUUUUAUAUUUAUGAAAACAUGUGAACUAUCUUAUA